Biomphalaria glabrata is the source of this 10206-nucleotide messenger RNA. Its product is annotated as tyrosine-protein kinase JAK2-like. Lineage: Eukaryota; Metazoa; Mollusca; Gastropoda; Planorbidae. The transcript is spliced from 17 exons. Bases 841 to 4212 code for a protein of 1123 amino acids. Gene Ontology annotation, biological process: cytokine-mediated signaling pathway; cell differentiation; hemopoiesis. Gene Ontology annotation, molecular function: cytokine receptor binding; non-membrane spanning protein tyrosine kinase activity; ATP binding. The record is from RefSeq and is a predicted model, not a curated record. Gene Ontology annotation, cellular component: cytosol; cytoskeleton.
GAACUAGACAGACCUACAAUGGCUGCAUUACCUACAACUCACUGUACAAGUACAAGGCCACAUGUAUCUACACUCGUCACUAUUCUACAAAUGACAAAAGAAUCUUAAUAAGUAGUCUAGAGCUAGAUUUAGAAUUUAGAUUAAAGUAUUUAAAGUCGCAGAGUUCUGAUGUCACACAGUACAAGUAGGCCUACAAUUAUAGAGACUCCAAGUAAACUACAAUCUAAAUGUUGUGACUCUCUGAUUCAUCUAACAUUCAAGUACUAGUCUAUAUCUAGAUUUCUCUAGAUUGUAGUACUAACAAUGGUGGGAAAAAGGCUGGAAUUUCCUAGAAAUGAAACUUAAUUACUGUAAUAAUCCAAUGCAAUCAUCAAUCAUGUAUUGCAGAUGCAGCCAAGUCUCAACACAUGACUUGAAAUUAUAAUAGGCUUAGCAAAUAGCCAACAGUGAAAAUAUCACCUUUAAAUAGUUCUAUUUUGAUAUGAAAUUACAUCUGUUGGAAAAACUAUGAUACUGAUACAGAAAAUGACAAUUGUCACUUAAUGGUUGUUAUAAUCAACUGUUGAAAUGAAUUAAUUAAAUUAGAACAUUUAACUGUACAUUUUUUGGCAUUACCGGUACCUAAAAAAAAAAUCUAUGCUUGUGAAUAAAAAUGUCAUCUUACCAGAGAAAUAAUUUAGAACCUUGAAUUUCAUUUUGGAAGAGAAUAGGUUCUACUACUUCAGUAGUGAUUGUAGGGAAUUUAGGUAGAUCUAAAAGUCAGCUUUUUUUUUCUUUUGAAAUAAAAAUAGCAACACUUUAUAACAAUCAAUAGUUAUUCUACUUGAAACAAUUUUCAGAAUGGCAAAUACAAAGAUUGCUGUUUACUUUGUAAAUGCCAACAUAAAAUGUAAACAUUUUGAACUGACAAGUGGACUACUGUGUCAAGAAGUACUAAAGGAAUGUUUAGAGCACAUUAGUCUUAAAGUUGUUGAUAAUAAUGCUGAAAUUUCAGCUACAAAGUAUCUACAUAUGUUUGGUUUGCUAUUAUUAAAUAGUUUAGCAGAAGAACAGGUUUGGCUACCAAACAAUCAUAUCUUUGAUAGAAACAAAGAUCAAGGACAAAUUUAUCAGUUCAGAGUUCGUUUUUAUCCUCACAAUAAGAGGGUUAAUUUUUUUAAAUUGCAAUCACCUGACGAUGUGGUGUUUGAAUAUCUGUUUUUACAAAUUAUGAAUGACUUUCUGAUGGGAAAAUUAGGAGGAAGUGAUAAAAUUGAUGAUACUAACGUGUUAAAACUGAUUACUAUUUCGUUUCUGAUGCCUCAGUCAUUGCCCUUCAAAUCUUCUAGCACAGUUGAUGUGCAUUUAUCUAACCAGAGCAUACACUAUUUCAACAUCGGGAACAAAGUAUCUAAUUUUAUAAUUAAGCGUUUCAGCACGUGGUGGAUUGAUUCAUUUUGGAUUUGCAGAACGGUGAAAACAGAAAUUCAAAAGAUGAAACGGGAGAAGAAGCUUUUAGCUUAUUAUAAGCAGAUGUUUUUCACUGAAGUAAUGACACAUGAGCCUUACUAUUGGAUAGAAAAAUACAAGGCAACUUAUAAUGAUGGUAACAAAAAAACAGAAGUGACACUGACUGUCAACUUUUAUGAGCUUAAUAACAAACCUUCUUUGUAUUUUGGUGAAGUUAUGAUGUAUAGCUUAGAUGAACUUAUUGACAUCAAAAUUGAGUGCUAUAAUCUUGAUGGAGCACCUCCUAAGACUGUUUUGAUCAGUCCAAGAAAUGGAGCAACAAUGAGCCUGGAGUUUGCUGCUAAAGGCGCAGCAGAAUCAUUUGUUUCAAUGCUACAAGGAUUUGUUAUGUUAUUUGUUAGUUAUGACUUCUGCUUUAAAAGCUGUGAGUUUCAAACUAUGGACAUGAAACUUAGGAGCCAGCUGCAGAGUUUUGGCUACUUGAGCUCAUCAAGCAUCACGACCAUCUUAUCCAGUGCAGGGGACACUAGUAGGUUUCUCAUACAUGAAAGUCCCUACAAGUUUGGUAAAUAUGAAGUUGUGGUACGACAUAACGCUGAAGAAACACGUCUGGACAUUGAAAUCAUAGAUGAAAAUAGAGUCAAGUUGUUUCAAAACAAAACAGAAUUGAAAAGUUGUGAUAGGCCUGCACUUUUGCAUUAUUUGAGGAAUAAAUACAAAAUCCAGCGAAUUCCUAGAAAUUAUCCUAGUAUGGAAGAGAUCAACAAGCUGUUUCAGUUGAAUAUUAUUGAACCGUAUGACAUUGUCCAUCAGCCUCCAGCUAGUGCUGAGCCUGUGGUUUAUCAGAGAGACCAACUGGUCAUUAUUGAGAUCAAAUCAGGUAAAAAGCCAAUAACAAAAACUGAGGUUUCUGUAAGAUAUCAGAGAAUGAUGCUAAAGAGUUUACAAGUGGAAGACCCUGAUAGAUCUGAGGCAUUUUAUAAAGCUGUCCGUGACUUAUGCAAAUUACAUAGCAAAAAGCCAGAGAGUGUUUUGAAAUUCCAAGGCACUGUCCUUGAGAGAAAGCCUAGUUUUCUUAUGGAGUUUAGCCCGAAUGGUAAUCUACUUGACUAUUUAUGCCAGAACCAACUGACUGUGGACCAGAAAGUGGACAUUAUUUACCAGAUUGUUAAUAUUCUUGGAUUUAUGCAAGAAGCCAGAGUGUUUCAUGGAAAUUUAAGGUCAAGAAAAUUGUUUGUGUUUGUUAAAGAAGGUACUCUGAACAUUAAAAUUAAAUUGGGUGAUUCUGGACUAUCACAUUACUUGGACACCCUUCCCCUUCAUGAAGUCCGAAAUAUUGAAAGAUUACCGUGGUUGUCACCUGAGCGCCAGCAAAACUUAAAGUCCAUCUCCUUAGAAUCUGAGUGCUAUGCUUUUGGAACAAUAGUUGUUGAAAUCAUUUAUCAAACUGAUAAUUUUCUCCCAGAUUUGAACAUGUCUUGCAUGCAAAAUGAUUCCCCUCUUCCCCAAUACACCAAACUUGUAACUGAGGAACAAAAUGCAUUUGAAAAUCAAGAAGAUCCAUUAGUGCCGGAAGCUAAAAAAGCCAUAGAGGAUAUUCAGGAUUUUGCCAAAUCACAAUGUAGAUCUCGGGAGCCAGCAGACAGACCAUCUAUAAUGAAAAUUUCGCAAGUAAUUAGUGAAAUCAGGAACAGGACAAGAAGGAUCAGAGGAGACACAGAAGAAACAUCUUUAAGACACUUUGUCUAUCAAGUGUGUCCGGAGGCAAAACAUAGGUUGACUAGUAAAAGUCUUGAUGCAAGAAGAACUAAAGCAGAGCUGGAGGAAAUGCUGAAGAAAACAUUUCAAAACAAAUUUUUACCUUUUCAUUUGAUCACUCUAAGUACAAAUGUGCUUGGCCAGGGUUUUUAUGGUCAAGUUUUGGAAGCAUCAAUCAGGACUCCACAUGUCAAUGGUCAGAGAGGUCAGAGUACAGAGCUCACCAAAGUUGCCAUAAAAAAAUUGUUACAAAAUGAUGCGGUUGAAGAUCAAGCGAAGAACUUUGUACGAGAAAUCUGCCUGGCUUGUGAACUUGAACAUCCAAACAUUGUGAAGGUCUUACAUUUUACUUAUAAUACAUCGUUGAGAAUAGUUGAUGAAAACUUCUCAAACAUCUUGUUGAUCAUGGAGUAUAUGACAAUGGGCUCCUUGAGCAGUUUUGCUAAGAAUGAAAUGAAUUCUCCAGAUGAACCUAAUUCUGAAAUACUGCUAAACAUUUGCAUUCAAAUAGCUGAGGCAAUGGUGUAUCUGUCUGGAAAAGAAAUUGUGCAUCGUGAUCUGGCUGCUCGAAAUGUACUGCUGACUAAAGUCGCAGGUGAAAUCAUAGCAAAGGUGUCUGACUUUGGUAUGGCACGUUACCUGAAAGAAAAUUAUAGUUUUUACAGCAUUAAGCCAAAAGAACUGUUGCCAAUUUUUUGGAUGCCACCAGAAGCACUAGAUCAAAAUAGUGAAAGACAAAUUUUCACCAGCAAAGGAGAUGUUUGGUCCUACGGUGUUACAGUUUGGGAAGCUUUCAGCCAGGGAAAACAUCCCAAGGAAGAACUUCCUCAUCAAUUUGAUCAGCUGCUCUGUUCCUACAAACAUCAUAAACGGCUUCCUAAGGGUCCACAUAUCAGUGACAGUGUGUACAAUAUCCUGCAGAGUUGUUGGCACUUAGAACCAAGUCAGCGACCAGCCUUUGUCGAACUGGUCCCACAGCUCAAGGCCUUAAAAGCAAUGAGAUAAUUUUGUCUCACUGUAACACUAAUAGGAAUAAACAAAGGCAUUCAGUACUUUAGACAGGACUAGUUCUAUUAGUAAGCUUGUGAUGAUUUGAAUUAUUUGGAAUGCUUUUCUAAAACGUAAUCCACAAUAAAAAUUUGGAUUUAAGACCUCUUUGUUAGUGUGGAAUUAUAAAUCUACAUAUUUAAAAACUGUUGAAACAAGUUUAAAUAAUAAUUUAGAAUUUUAAAGACAAUAUUUUUAAAGGAGAAAAAAUUGAAAAAGGAGGAAAUUUCAAAUUGAUUUUUUACUUUUACAUAUAAUCAAAUAUCUGGCUUAAAUGUAAAUUUCAUUGUAAGGUGUGUUUUUUUGUUGUUUUUUUUAAAUAUAUCAUUGAUCAGUUACAACUGAAGAAUAAGAAACUAAGUAAACAAAAUAUACAUUUUAAAUAAGCAUUUGUAAGCUAAGGUUGACUUUUUAAUUUUUUAAUGUUCUGUUUUCAAGAUUGUUUCAUUUUUGAAUAGCUAUUGACUGUGAUAGUCAUCUCUUUGUGUGUAAACAGUAAAUCUCUUUAAAUUCUGUUUCCAAAUAAAAUAUUUCUUUUGAGUUUGGAUUCUUUUAAAUAUCAGAAUAAGAAAUAUUUCUAUUACAAGGAAUAUACUAUUCAAUUAACUAUGAGUGGGUGGCUUUGAAUGUUUAAUAGAGCUUUCAAAUACUCUAUACUAACAUUUUUCUUAUAACAAAAUCACUGCUGUUUAGCAACAUUGUAUGGUUUACAUACCCAGACUUAAAUCCUCCUGGGCAUUUCAGCACAUUGGUUGGUAAGGUGUUUCCAUAGAACUCUUGUCUCCAGCAAUAUCUGCAGCAUCUUCCCACCUGAUGUCCUACAUGAAGGUGCCUUGUUAUAUGAUGUGACUAAACAAGCCAAAUUUUACAUGUAGGAUGUCCCUGUGUAGAGAAAGUGAGAUCAGAUAGCUUGUUUUUUCAUGUCAUAGACUGCAAAAGGAUCUUCUGAAAAGCACUGGCACUACACAAGAUUUUGAUUCAUUGAUACUGAUCACAUUUCAGAUAUAAAAAAAUAUGUAUGAAUGACUUAAGAAUCUCUGCUAAUGCCACUGCACUGUACUGUAUGAUUGGCAAGGAACUUUUGCUAAUGUUACUGUUCUGAAGUAUUAUUCAAGUCAGUUAAUCAAAAUUGAUUUCAUUAUGUUCAAUUUUCAUUGUUAAAAUUUUUUUAGAGAGGGUUAUUUCUGUUUCAUAUCAGAACACUUUAUAGCUUCUCAAUGACCAUACCAUUACAGCUAAGUUUAGAUGUCAAUUAAGAACUCAUGAUUGUCUUGACUUCAAAAUUUUAUUCGUCCUGUUUUUUACUUUUGUUUUUAGAUGUUAAUCAGUGUUAAUACCACAAUGUUACAUCUUAAGACUUUUCUACAUACCUCAACUGAUUCAUUCCAAAAACAAACACACACAAAAAAAAAACAGUGACUGGCUUGAGUAUUCAUUUUUCUUGAAUUAAAGAUGACCACACUCAUAUUUUAUAUUUGCAGUUUGAGUUUUCCCUGUGUGAACAAUUAUCUAGUAAUUUUUUACCCAAAGAUAGACAUCAACUGUCACAUUUCUAAGAAAAUCAUUAGAGCUUUUUUUAAGGCUGUGUCCACUCAUGUUCCAGUUUUCAUGAAGACAUUGAAAUGCUGAAAAGAGGAAUUGUAAAAUAAUUUAAUCCUCAUUUCUUACAAAAUUGUAGCUGCAUUUUGAUUUAUUUGCUUAAUUUAUAAAUGUUAUUUUAUUUAUUUUUUUUCUACAAUUUUGUAUGCAUUGGAUGUUUUUUGUGUAUUUCUAAUUGAAAUCAAAAGCUCACAGUAGAAGAUGUACAUAGGAGGAUUGCAAUUCAUCAAGCAAGGGCUGGUUGUGUCUGUGAGUGUGUGUAUCUGUUGUUUUCUCUGUCUUUGUGUAUGUUGUUUGAGUUUGCGUCUAUUUUGUUAUUGCAAUAGUAGUAAUACAGGAUUGGAUAGGACCAUAAAAAUAAUUUUAUCUUAUAUCCAUAUAUGUCAUUUAUCCUUAUUAUGGUGUACUCUAUAUUAUUUUACUUUUCAAUUUCGUUUGAAUAUAAACCUUUGAAGCCAUUUGUACUUUACAUGCUGACAGGUAAAUAUAAUUAUGGCCGUGUGGUGGCUAAAUGGUUAAGGGCUUGGCUUCCUAACCAACAGGUCCCAUGUUCAAAUCUCUGUGAAGACUUGGGUUUUGAAUUUGUGUAAUCUUAGAAUGCCCUGAGUCCAAACAACUCAAAUGGGCACCUGGUAUUAGUUGGGCAAAGUAAAGUGGUUGGUCUUUUGAAAUAGACGCAUGACACUCCUUAACUGUAAGCCAUAGAAACAGAUGACCAAUACAUCCUAUGCCCUAUACAUUCCAAGGUAUUAACGGGGUAUAGUUACUUAUCCCACCACAUUCAAUAUCAUGCUGCUGUCUUCUGCUGAUUAUAUCUUCCAUUAUAUCUGUUAUCCUUCUUGUCAAGUGUCCAUUCUCUCUGACUUCUUUAGCCCAGACAAUGAGACAUGACAACAUUGUUAAACCAUUUGAAUAAACACAUUUUGCUUGUAUAAAAUUGAUAACAAUAAAAGAUUUUUUUCUUACAUUCCAUUUAGUAUUAUGUUUGAGAUAUCACAUAAUGUUACUGUACGUGAUAAAUUGUUUUUUGUAUUCAUAUUUUUUUUAAUAAAAUGUGCCUUUUUGAAUAUAUAAUAUAUAUAUACACAGGAUUUUUAUUGUUAUCUUGUAUUUGCACAAAGAUGUGAUGUGAACAUUAUUCUUUUAUACUUUAUACAUUAGCUUUUUCAUGUUUAUAUAUUAAAAUUAUAUUAAAAAUUUAUUAAUGAUAAAAAAAAUAUUGUAUCUCUUUGUACUCUUGUAUACAUUUCAAAAAUAUAAAAAAAACUUUAUUUGUUACAUUUUAAAAUAUAUUGGUAGUUAUAGUAUUUUUAAAUAGGGCUCAAUCUGUUUUGAAAGCCAAUGAAUGCGCCCAGAUGAAUCACUGGUUUUAGUUUCUUUUUUAAUCUGGUCAAAAUCUUAUGUGACUAAACAAGCUGAUUCUGGAAAAGUUUGCCUCAGUUUGCGCAUGUGAAUGCACCAGAUUUAUGGCUAUCUGAUAUAGGGCAGUAUUCUUUCUCAUUCGUUUGUCCAAGUCUGCUUCAUUUCUUUUGCUCUUAGCGAGAUUUGUACCAACACACAGUCCGAUCUUGCAGGAUUUCAUAGAUACCUGUAGUCCUCAGAUUUCGCAUGUAGAAAUUUCUGUUGGUUAGUCUUGUAGUCUAGUGCAACCCUUCUGUCUGACUCCUACCACAAACUCAGCAGGCGUCUGUAAUGCAGGUGACAUGUCCCAGCCAACCUAGUCUUAUCUGUGUCAAAGUUAUUUAUAAAUACCUGGCAAUAAGUAUGUUAUUGAAAAUCUAAUAUAAAAGAUUACAACUUUUAUUUACUUUGGCUAAAGGACAUAAUUUAACAUUAGAAGACUUACUAGUUUAAGUAAUAACCAUUUUUAGCGGCCCCCAAAAGGGGAAAAGAUGCUAUUAGUUUUGUGAGGAAUGUUUGUCCAUUUAGAUCUCUUAAACUAGAAAAGAAAGUGAAAAUCCAACAUCAUGAUAUUUUAGAUCUUUCAAAGUUCUGAUGCAACAGCUACUUUUUUCUUUUCUGAAAGUGAAAAAUUUAAUUUUUAAAAUCAACUAUGCAAGCAGUUUUUUCAUAAAAUUACACCAUUUUUACAACUAUUCACUAUUAAUAGUAACAAACACAGGGGGCUACUUAGUAAGGGAAUCCGCAAUUUACCAUAUUUUUAUUCUCAAUAAUGCAAACAGUUUUAGAUUUUUUGUAAAGAAUUUUUUUUUUUUUUACAAAUGUAUUGCUAUGUUAUGUAAGUUGUGUUAUACUAAACACUACAUUUACAAAAAAAAUGGUUACUAUUUUUUUCAAAGAGAAAAAAUCUAUUUAAUAUGCAUAUAAGUGGAACAUAAUUUAAAACAACAAUUAAUAAGUAGUUUUUCAUAUUAUCGAAGGGAGUUACUUGACCAAUACGAAACCUAAGGAUUUUUACAUAUAUUAUUUUUUACGAAAUGUUUUUUUUUAAUGAGGCUUUCAAUAAGAGAUUGGCCCUAUGCAAAACAGUUAGGUCAAUCAGAUAAUCAUUAUAUGAAAUCACUUAAGCCAGGUUCAGAUCUAACUUCACCUUCACUUUCACCUAUCCUUUAGUCUGCUGGACCGCUGUGGCACCACACAAGAUCGGUCAACCUUCUUUCUCCAUUCUUCUCUGUCAUUUGUCUUUGAUAGAAUUACAUUCUGAUAGUCUUUCUGAAAAUAUUGAAACCUGCCUUUUUACCUGUCUGGGUGGACCACUUUGGGGGCCAAUUUUGAGUUUGUGUUACCUCACAAGCUGUCUUUGUAACCUUGUUAUUUUUUUACAAUAAUUUAAUGUAAUUCUUUUAAAAUUUUAUGUCAAGUGCCAUACAAUGUAUCUGUAGGCUUGUUAUUACUAUUAUUAUUAUUUAAAAAAAAAUUUUUUUUCAAUUUAUGCAUAAGCUGAGGUCAAAGAUUACAUUCUUUAUUAUUAUCUUGACCAACGGAUAUAACUGGGUGGUAAAGCAUUUAAAAGCAAUGUAUAUAAUAAUAUACAUAACCUACUUCUUAAGGAAGGUCAUCUUUUUAUUAGAGCAAAAUAGUAUAUAACCUAUUAUGCUCAAUGACAGUGGUUCUCAAACUAGGGUCCUUGGACCUCCAGGGGUCUGCAAGACGACCAAAACAUUUGGUAGAAGAUGAAAAUCGUAUAACAAUUAAAAUAACUUCUUAGCUAAAAGCAAGUUUAUCUGAUCAGAUAAUUUGCAUACUAAUCAACUUGCCCCUGACUAUUGUUUAAUAUGUCUAUUAUGUACUAUUCUAAGACGACCUAAACUAAAGAUUUGAAACUGGGUAACAAACCUUUUUGAACCAUGCUAAUACAGAAACAGAUAUUAAAUUAUCCCCAAACAAGGAACUUAAACCAAUUUUUGAACAAGGAUACCUUAAUAUCUGGUUACAAAAACAGAUUCCAAUUUAUAUCCUGCAUUAUGGGUCAUUGAAAUGAAGUUGUUGACUGGCUUCACGUCUUCUCAUUUUGAACAAUCGUCAAUCUCAUCAACCUCAUUUUUUUUUAAAUUCUAUGUAAAACAAAAGUUAUAAUAUCAAUAAAUGUUCCUUUAACAAAAUGUUUUUUUUUUGUUUUUUUUUUUUUUACAUUUGUAACUUGUAUGCAAUGCAUUGAUGUAGCUUUUUCCCAUUCUGUGGGAUAGUUUUGACUAUAAAUGGGUCCCCCCCCCCUGCCAUCCGGUUUAAAAAGUUUGAGAACCCCUGCUCUAUGAUAUGUUUCUACAUGCUAAUUUAAUAUUACAGCCUUAAAUCAUUGGCUUUACUGUUUUGUCCUGAUAUUGUCAAUUUGCCAUUUGUUUUUAAUUCUGUAAAUUUGAUCAAUGAUUGUCUUUUCAGUUUCUAUUAUAUGUUUUAAUAAUUCUAAUUAUCAUUACAACAGUUUGAACCAAACAAUAACAAGUAUCUUUUUAAAAAAAAUAUUCGCUGAUUAAAAACAUCGACCAUUGAAUAUUACUUGCUAAUGAGUGGGUUGUACACCUGUUGUAGCAUAUUGAAUUUAGUUUAUUAAUUAAAUUCAUAGUCUUUCGAUGAUUAAAAAUUCCACUUCUUAAUUAACAAUAUUAAAUGAUUAUUGCAUACUUUUUAAAUGCUUUUUAUAAUUGAAAGAACAAAAGUUGUAUGCCUUGAAUUUGAACUCGAGGUCUCAAGCCACUUCAGGCCAAUACACUAACCACUGUGCCAGCAAAGUGCUUAUGAACAUAGAAGGUUUUAUAGUUAUCUAUUAUUAUUGUUACCUAAUUAUCUACACAAAGUAUAAAGGGGACCAAUGUAACUUAUUAACAUCUUUCAAGUAUAAUUUCUUUCCCUUGUUUUUGAAAGCAAAUAAAAUAACUAAUUACCAAUAGUUAA